Meloidogyne enterolobii is the source of this 669-nucleotide messenger RNA. The record is from the annotation of a GenBank genome assembly. NCBI's taxonomy places the organism in Eukaryota, Metazoa, Nematoda, Chromadorea, Rhabditida, Meloidogynidae.
AUGCCUAUUAAAAAUAAUUAUUUACCUUAUUCAAAUUGGAAUGUUUCGAAAUUUAUAUUAAAUGAAUUUGUUGAAGAGAAUAAAGGAUAUGGAGGGAAUAUUAUUGGAAUUUUGGUUGUUUUAAUUGGAGCUUUAUGUUUUGGUUCUUUGCACGUCCCAAUCAAGAAAUAUUCAAAGGGAAAUGAUGGAAUUUUUAUUCAAUGGAUAAUGUCCUUUGGCAGCUUGAUUAUUGGAUUUAUUAUAAAUAUUUUGAUGGGAUCUCCACCCUUUCGGUUAUCAGUAACUGGUGGAGGAAUGCUUUGGCCGAUAGCAAAUUCACUUGCCUACAUUGUUAUUUUCGGUCUCGGCCUAGCCCCGGCCCUUUUAUUAUGGUCAACAACAAAUAUACUAACAGGAUGGUCUACAGGCCGAUUUGGAUUAUUUGGCCUUAAACAAAAAAUACCUGAACAUGAAUUGCUCAACAUUGUCGGUCUGAUAACAAUUAUAAUUGGAGGUAUUUGUUUUGCUUUUAUUGAGAAAAGACUUUUACAAAACAACAAAAAGCAAGUUCAUAUAUUUCCUGGUAGGAAUUGUAGUUCAAAUAUGUGCAGGUCAUUUUCUGAAAGUGAUAAAAGCAGAAAAAGGAUUAAUAAUCAAAGAUCAAAUGAGCCUUUUGAAGAAGGUAAUUAA